AUGCAUUCCUUUCGGGCUCUUUAUCUUGUGGGAGCAUUGGCUCUGACUCUUGUCAAUGCUGUGAGCCUCCCCGCAGGAGUCCCUCGCGACUUGUCAGAGUUCCGCGAUAAACAUCCCUACAAACCACCACACCAUGGCCACCGCAAGAUCAUCACCAUUCGCCCAUCUAAGAACGAUCAUGACGAUGCGUCGGAGAGGUUCAAGAGGGGUGUGUUGAAAGCUAAUGGUGGUGGCACACUAUAUCUACCAAAGGGAAAGACGUUUGUCAUUGGAAAGGCUUUAGACUUAACAGGGCUCAAUGACAUUCAUAUCCACCUGGACGGCGAGAUUCGGUUUACGGACGACGUUGAGUACUGGCAGGAGAAUGCCUGGUACCACCCCUUCCAGAAGUCGAUCAUGUUCUGGAAGUGGGGAGGUAAGAACAUCAAGAUCUAUGGCGAGGGAGUUAUUGAGGGCCAGGGUCAGCGUUGGUGGAAUGAAUUCGAGGCUGGAACAGGCUCCAUUCUGAACCCCGACAACAAGUACUACCGGCCUAUUCUCUUCUACGCUGAGAAUACGACGAACUUGGAGAUUUCUGGAAUCCACCUCAAGGACUCUCCUUGCUGGAACAACUUCAUCGUCAGCUCCAAGAACAUCCGAUACACUGACGUCGUGGCAACGGCUUUGUCCAACAACGGCAGCAUCAUCCCGAAGAACACGGAUUUUAUGAACACCAUGAACACUUCAACGGUUCAUAUCGAACGAGCCUGGGUCAACAUUGACGACGAUUGUUUUUCGCCCAAGCCCAACAGCUCUGAUCUCUAUGUCAACACCAUGUACUGCAACGGCACGCACGGCCAGUCCAUGGGCUCUCUUGGCCAGUACGAGGGCGAGGUUUCCAAUGUUCAUGACGUGCACAUCGAGAACGUUUGGAUGCUGAAUGGCGAUUACUCCGGUGCCCGUAUCAAGGUCUGGGCAGGUGAAAAGACUGGCACAGGAUAUGUCAACAACGUGACCUUCAAGAACUUCUGGGUUGCGCGAAUGGACUAUGGCAUCUUCCUGGACUCGUGCUACUUCAACAAAUCUGCCGAGGAAUGCAACAAGUAUCCCUCAGGUAUGGAUAUUACAAACAUCCACUUCGAGAACUUUACAGGUUACACCUCUGGAGUAUACGGAAACGCUGUUGCUCGUCUAUCAUGCUCAGCCAGCGAAUCCGCCGUCUGCUCCAACAUCACCCUCAAGGAUUUCAACGUGGAAACACCUUGUGGUGGAAAGCCUGUCAUCAUUUGCGAUGGAAUGCAUGGUGAUAUCGGGGUCGAUUGCGUUCCAUACGAGAGUGACGAGGCGCAGGCCGCGUUGAAGGCGAAGUGCAAGACACCGAUUGUUGGGAUUGAUACUGAUCCUUGGGGAAGCGGAGUUAUAGAGCAGAAGAAGGAUGCAUUUCAUCCUAUCUCGCGAGAGAUUGGCGAGGAUUAG
Fusarium keratoplasticum is the source of this 1455-nucleotide messenger RNA. RefSeq lists its product as uncharacterized. The transcript is spliced from 7 exons. Gene Ontology annotation, biological process: carbohydrate metabolic process. The coding region runs from base 1 to 1455 and encodes 484 amino acids. The record is from RefSeq and is a predicted model, not a curated record. Gene Ontology annotation, molecular function: polygalacturonase activity. Lineage: Eukaryota; Fungi; Ascomycota; Sordariomycetes; Hypocreales; Nectriaceae.